This is a messenger RNA of Aureobasidium subglaciale EXF-2481, 947 nucleotides long. RefSeq lists its product as uncharacterized. The transcript has 2 exons. The record is from RefSeq and is a predicted model, not a curated record. Bases 247 to 789 code for a protein of 180 amino acids. NCBI's taxonomy places the organism in Eukaryota, Fungi, Ascomycota, Dothideomycetes, Dothideales, Saccotheciaceae.
AGUAGUCCGAAUCACUUGUACAGGCAUCGCUUCAUGGACUUCAUGUUCGUCAAGUCUCGCUUCGAGGGUCACCCUGAUCUGCUUGAACAUGACCCGAAGGACACCUCGGUUACUGGAUUCGGUAGGUGCACACGGAGCUAAUCGACAAACGAUAGCCUCGUGCCCUAGAGGGAGGUACAUAUAUAAGCUCGAUACCCUCCCCUUCUGGUUCUUGGUCUACAUAUCAAUUUGAUCAACGCUCCGAACAUGUCUGCAUCAAGUCCAUCAGCUAUUUCACCUGGAAACGCCUACUCGGACAGGAAGUUCGAAAUGCGAAUACCAUCGAUGAAAUUCAUCUAUCGUCUUGAGUGCGAGAUGGCCAAAGAUAAUCAUUUCGUGGGAGCACAAGCCGGAACAAGCAAUGCAAGAGUCAUCAUGCCCAUCGUUGGCGGUACAGUCAAAGGACCCCGGAUUUCAGCCAUCAUAGAAAACAUGAGUGGCGCUGACUGGGGGACUGCUAUGGGAGGUACAGGUGUUAUGCGUUUGAAUGCUAGAUACACUCUCAAGACCGAUGACGGACAUUACAUAUAUGUACGCUCAAAAGGCAUCUUCAAGCCUGGCCCCGGAGUCAAUAUUGAACCCAGAACUCGUACUCGCAUGACCCAAGAUGAGGUGGAAUGGUUCACCCGCUUGCAACUUGAGGCUUCGGGACCAUACGACUGGAUGAACAGUAUCUUUGGUAUCGGUGUUUUGGCGAUGGAGGACAACAAGAUUUUGAUAGAUGCUUACGAGCUGACAAACUUCAUGUAACGGACAGAAUACGAUAGAUGUCUGUAUCUCACGAGCGAUUGAGUAUGUUAUCCACAAAUUCCACAACGCCAGCCAGAGCUUCGUCCUCUUGUCUCAUUCCAACGAUUUGCACGGUCAAGGGUGCAUCCUGGUACGUUUCGGGCGAAUCAUCUGGCAAA